AUGUCAUCUGAAAUCCUGGACGUGCUGAAUGUUCAGCAUUCGGGGAGCUCAUCACAGCCUCCAAAGAAGAAACAGAAAACAGAACAGAAGGCCAAAGCUCUGACCGGUAUGAAUAGAGAAUUAUUCCAGUUAUUAGGUCAAAACACGCCUCCUGUUGCUGUUAGAAAUCAACAGAAGUUCAAGGACAGGCUGAAUGCGCUGGAGAAGCCGUCUUCUUGGACUUGGGCUGCUUUCAAGAACAAUGCGAGAACGGAUGGGCUGAAGUUGCAUCAUUGGGUGAAAGGCUCCAAGGAAACCGUUGAGGCCUCUGAGCUUCCAUACAAAUUUGAGAAGUAUAACACUGAGUUGAACAUUCCUGACUUCACUGAGGAUGACUAUUUGACCUUUAUCAAGAACAAGGCUGUUCCAUGGUGCUAUAAGGAGACCAGAUACCUGUUUGACCUUGCAAAGGCGUUUGACCUGAAAUGGAUAGUCAUAAACGAUAGAUACAACUAUGAGGAGCCAACUGGUCGUUCCUUAGAGGAUCUCCAGGAGAGAUUCUACGGGGUUUGUCAAAGGAUCCUCAUAUACCAAAACGAACAAGAAGAAACUGCACAGAAUUCGAACUUGAUCUCGAAUCUCAACUAUAACAAACACAAAGAGAUUGAAAGAAAGAAGUACCUUAUCAGACUAUUGGAGAGAUCUCCUGCAGAGAUCGCUGAAGAGGAGAGUUUAUUGAUCGAAGCCAAAAAAUUCGAGGCUGCUGCAAAGAAUACAAUUGCUGAAAGAGCCCAGUUACUGCAACUGUUGGAUUCACCCCACGCUACAGGCUCGAUAAAUCAAUACCUCUCGUCUCAAGGGUUAACACAGUUGUACAACCAGUUAAUGACAGAGAAGCGUAAACGCAGGGUGGAUUCACCUGCCCCAGAAAACCCAUUAGCUGCUUUGAAUGAGAAGUUCAAGCAACAGCACCUCUCUAGACAGAAACAACUACAGCAAGAAAGAAUGGAGCAACAUAAAAGAGUUAAGGAUAGUCCAAUAUCUAUGCUUCUUUCGAAGAACUUGACACCAAGAGAGGAAGCAGCCUUUGGUCUACAAGUACAUGCGGAAAAGAUUACACCUGGUGUGUUUCUAAGGUCUUCAAAGAUCCCAACCUAUAAACCAAACGUUCAAAACAGAAUCGUCGCCAUCUUGAACGAAUUGGGUCUUGGACGUAAGCCUGUCAUGUCUACGGAGAGUGUUGUUGCCAAACAGGAUGAACUCUACAAGACCAUAAACACGUUGUUGGACCUGAAGAAACAAGUUGACAAACUUGAAACUGAACAUCGCAUUAUGAAAUAG
This is a messenger RNA of Williopsis jadinii, 1320 nucleotides long. RefSeq names its product Swc4p (gene SWC4). Lineage: Eukaryota; Fungi; Ascomycota; Saccharomycetes; Phaffomycetales; Wickerhamomycetaceae. The transcript is spliced from 2 exons. Gene Ontology annotation, biological process: chromatin remodeling; negative regulation of transcription by RNA polymerase II; DNA repair. Gene Ontology annotation, cellular component: NuA4 histone acetyltransferase complex; Swr1 complex. Gene Ontology annotation, molecular function: transcription corepressor activity. The coding region runs from base 1 to 1320 and encodes 439 amino acids. The record is from RefSeq and is a predicted model, not a curated record.